Messenger RNA from Saprolegnia parasitica CBS 223.65, 2499 nucleotides. RefSeq lists its product as hypothetical. The record is from RefSeq and is a predicted model, not a curated record. NCBI's taxonomy places the organism in Eukaryota, Oomycota, Saprolegniomycetes, Saprolegniales, Saprolegniaceae. Gene Ontology annotation, cellular component: membrane; m-AAA complex. Bases 1 to 2499 code for a protein of 832 amino acids. Gene Ontology annotation, biological process: protein-containing complex assembly; mitochondrial protein processing. The transcript has 6 exons. Gene Ontology annotation, molecular function: ATP hydrolysis activity; metalloendopeptidase activity; ATP-dependent peptidase activity.
AUGCUGGCCGUCUCGACGCGUCGGCUCCAGAAAGACCUGCAGAAGGCGCUGCGCAAGAAUUGCGGCGAGCGCGAGCUCCACACGCUGCAACAGCAAAUCGGCUCGACGCUCCAGCGCGUCCAGCGCAACCAGAACGUGUGGAAGCAUGCGACGCUCCGUGCGCACACGACCAACUCGACCGCCGCCGCGCGCCACCAGCUCAAGGACGCGCAGCCCAUGUCCUUUGGCGCGUGGCUCGCCCAGCGUAUUCCCAAGGGCUUCGAGCGCUUUUACCCCAAGGGUGCCAAGGGUCCGUCGGCCGGUGCGAAGCCGUCGUCUGGCGGCCCGAAGGAGGCACCAAAGGGCCCGUCGGGCAGCGGUGGUAGCGGCGGCGCGGGUGGCAAGAAGCCGCCGACUGGCGACAACAACGCGACCGACUCCCUCAAGUACACGAUCCUGAUCGCGCUCGCGCUCUUGCUCUUCCUCGAGGUCUCGUCGGGCGAACAUCUCAAGGAGAUGAACUGGCAAGAGUUCCGCAACCACUUUCUCGCGCAAGGCAAGGUCGACCACCUCGUGAUUGUCAACAAGAGCUACGCCAAGGUCUUCUUGCGCCCGAACGCAUCGAGCUCGUCCGCGCCGGCGAGCGGCAUGCAGCAGUCAUACGACCAUUCGUCGACCGACGACCACCACGCCGGCGAGCUGCCAUCGGGUGGCGCGUCCACGCCGCCGACCGCGCUGCCAGCGAGCUUCUACUUCAACAUUGGCAGCAUCGACAGCUUUGAGCGCCACAUGGAACAGACGCAGGCAUCGCUAGGCAUUGCGCCGGAAGAGUACAUCCCGAUCCAGUACGCCAACGAGAUGAACUGGAAGAUGGAGUUGCUCAAGAUGGCGCCGACGCUCCUCCUCAUCGGUUUCCUCAUGAUGUCGAUGCGCGGUAUCGGCGGCGCUGGUGGCGGUGGCGGCAUGGGUGGCAUCUUCAAGGUCGGCAAGUCGCCCGCCAAGAAGAUCACAAAGGAAGACAUCAAGAUCACGUUCAAGGACGUGGCCGGCGUCGACGAGGCGAAGAAGGAAAUCAUGGAAUUUUUUACGGACCUUGGCGCCAAGAUUCCCAAGGGCGCCUUGCUCGUCGGACCGCCGGGUACGGGUAAGACGAUGCUGGCCAAGGCGACAGCCGGCGAGGCCUCGGUGCCGUUCUACUCGAUCUCGGGUUCGGACUUUAUCGAGAUGUUUGUCGGUGUCGGCCCAUCCCGCGUCCGCGAUCUCUUCAAGGAAGCCCGUGCGAACGCGCCGUGCAUUGUCUUUAUCGAUGAGAUCGACGCCGUCGCCCGCGCCCGUAGCAACGGCAAGUUUGGCGGCGGCAACGACGAGCGUGAGAACACGCUCAACCAACUCCUCGUCGAGAUGGACGGCUUCAACUCGAGCGAGGGCGUCGUGGUCCUCGCUGGCACGAACCGCGUCGACAUUCUCGACAAGGCCAUUCUGCGACCGGGUCGGUUCGAUCGUCAAAUCACGGUCGACAAGCCCGACAUCAAGGGCCGCCGUGCGAUCUUUAGCGUCCAUCUGCAGUCGCUGCACCUCGACGGCACGGUCGAGGACUUUGCGCGGCGCAUGGCGGCGCUCACGCCUGGCUUCUCCGGCGCCGACAUUGCCAACAUUUGCAAUGAAGCGGCCAUCGUCGCCGCCCGCCGCAACGGCGACUCGAUCACUUUCAAGGACUUUGAGCAGGCGACGGACCGUGUCAUCGGCGGCCUCGAGACGAACCGCCUCAUGUCGCCCGAAGAGAAGAAGACGGUCGCGUACCACGAGGCGGGUCAUGCGGUCACGGGCUGGUUCCUCGAGCACGCAGACCCGCUCCUCAAGGUGACGAUCGUGCCUCGCGGCAAGGGCUCGCUCGGCUACGCGCAGUACCUCCCGAAGGAGGUGUCGCUCCACUCGAAGGAAGCGAUUGAAGACAUUAUGUGCAUGGCGCUGGGCGGUCGCGCGAGCGAGCACGUCAACUUUGACGGGCGCAUUACGACGGGCGCGUCCGACGAUCUUCGCCGCGUGACGCAGAUGGCGUACUCGAUGGUGCAGCUCUACGGUAUGAACGACCGGAUCGGGCAGCUCUCGUUCCCCAAGGACGACAAUGGCGGGUACCCGGACCGCAUGUACAGCGAGAAGACGGCCGAGGCGAUGGACGAAGAGGCCAAGAAGAUUGUCGACAAGAUGUACGCGCGCACGAUUUCGCUCUUGCAAGACAAGAAGGAGCUGCUGCACAAGCUCUCGGAAGAGCUCUUGGAGAACGAGACGAUCAACCACGGCGACAUUGUGCGCGUUCUGGGCCCGCGUCCGUUUGGCGGCAACAAGACGUACACGGAGUUUGUCGAAGAGUCGUGGGCCAACGCCGACUUGCACGAGAAGAACAAGCAGGCGGCCAUUGACGCCGAGAUCAAGGAAGUCAUCGACGCGCUCGACGUCGAAGGCGAUGACGCGCCGGCCAAGGACGCGUCGACGAAGGACGAGCCCAAGAAGACGGAAUAG